UAUGGCAGACUUGAUCGAAAAUAUAACAAUACAUCCUUACGAAUGAACGGUUUUUGUCUGGUUCGUCUUGUGUGGUUGCAUACGGUCGAAUUAACUAAGACUUCUUAAGAAUCCAAUUUAUAUUGAUUAUUGUCAAAUAUUAUGGGUUUUGGUGGACGGCAAGACUCCGCACCAGUAAUGGAAGUCAUUAAUGACAUCCAAAACAGCUCAAAAUCAUCAACGCCAUAUUCUGUGCCGUCGACUCCAUUAUCACUCAUUGAAAAACUWAACCAAAAGAUUGCAAACAAUGAGAAGUUUUUCUCUUUGGAGUUUUUUCCUCCAAGAACUCCCAAUGGAGCUGUGAACUUACUAGGAAAGUUUGAUCGAAUUGCACGUGGCUGUCCAUUAUUUUGCGACAUAACAUGGCAUCCAGCUGGGGAUCCAAGUGGUGACAAAGAAACAAGCUCUAUCACGAUUGCAAGCACUGCUUUAAAUUAUUGUGGUCUUGAGACAAUGUUGCAUAUGACUUGCGCAAACCAAACUAAGGAGGCUGUUACAAAGAGUUUGCACAAAGCUAAGUCGCUGGGAAUAAGGAACAURCUUGCUCUACGAGGAGACCCACCAGAUGGUGACGAGUGGAAGGCAGUUGACGAUGGCCUAGCAUAUGGCACAGAUAUGGUUAGACACAUCAGGAAAGAAUUUGGAGACAACUUUACAAUUUGUGUUGCAGGUUAUCCUGCUGGUCACCCUGAUUGUGACAGUUAUGAGGAGGACCUGGUGCAUUUGAAGGAGAAAGUCGAUGCUGGUGCUGAUUUCAUCAUUACACAGCUAUUCUUUGAUAACAAGACAUUUUUUAAGUUUUUGAAGGAUUGUCGAAGGAUUGGUAUUGACAUACCAAUAAUUCCUGGUAUUCUGCCCAUCCAGGGUUAUGCAUCUCUUCGACACUUAGUAAAGCUAUCAAGAUUAGAAGUACCACAAAGCAUUGUGGAUGCAUUACAACCAAUCAARGAUGACGAUGAAGCCAUUCGUAGACUUGGCAUUCAAAUGUCKUUGGACAUGUGCCGGGAACUUCUUGACAGUGGGCUUGUCCCAGGACUCCAUUUUUAUACCCUGAAUCGUGAGGUAGCGACACGUGAAAUUCUAUGUGCCUUGGGUCUUUGGUGCACAGACCCAGCRGCAAGUAGAGUGUUGCCAUGGAGAUCAUCAGCCAAUCAGAAGCGAGUUGGUGAGGAUGUGAGGCCUAUAUUUUGGGCAACAAGGCCUAAGAGUUACCUUUAUAGGACUUCAGAGUGGGAUGAGUACCCUAACGGCCGUUGGGGGAAUUCAUCUGCUCCAUCUUUUAGAGACCUGAGYGAUCACCAUCUUUUUUACUUGAGGAGUCGAACAAAGAAAGAUGAAAUGCUCAAAAUGUGGGGACAAAAUCUGGAAAAAAUUGAAGACGUGUUUGAGCCUUUUAGCUGCUAUAUCUCAGGGAAGGAAAACAAAAAUGGAGUGAAGGUUAAGUCACUGCCUUGGAAUGAUGAAGAACUUGCUUUGGAAACCAGUCUUAUUAAAGACAGACUAGAGCACUUGAACUCUUCGGGAAUCUUAACAAUCAACAGUCAGCCUUCUGUCAAUGCUGCUCUAUCCACUGAUCCCAUGGUGGGGUGGGGUGGGGAAGGUGGCUACAUCUACCAAAAGGCGUAUUUGGAGUUCUUUACAAGYCCAGACAUCGCUAACGUAAUGCUUGAAGUUCUCAAGAAAUACCCACAAGUCAAUUUCCACGUAGUCAACGCCGAGGGCACCGUUGAUAUAACAAACUGCAGCCAACUUACUCCGGUUGCGGUAACAUGGGGAGUUUUUCCUGGCAAAGAAAUUAUGCAACCAACGGUUGUAGACCCAAUCAGCUUUAAAUUCUGGAAGGAUGAAGCAUUCGCAUUGUGGGAGCAACAGUGGGGUCGACUGUACCAAGAAGACUCAAAGUCUCGCAAAGUUAUCGACGAAAUUGUCAGCACUUACUAUUUAGUAAACCUUGUAGACAAUGACUUUAUCAAAGGCAAUUACAUCUGGGAUGUUCUCGAGGAAGUCUUGAAAAUUGUCGCGGAAAAUUCAUSGAGUUCGUCAGUGAAUGGUGAAGCUAUGGAUGAACAAUGAAUAACAAAAGAAACAAUGCUUUCCCAGUAAGGAAAAGCAUUAAAUUUGAAUUAUUGCAGUUAUUGUUAUUGAGUCCAUGGAUUCAAUUUGAGACMUGUAGUGAAACGAUUCACUAUUGUAAAAUUCUUGAAGUGGCCAGCAAUUCUCUUAGAAAUGAGUUCGAGCUGGUGUCAAAAUGGUCCUUUUUGCWAAGUGUACAAGGUAUUGAUGUUCAAGACGGCGAAUGUUUUCAUAAAAACAGCGCUACAACACCAAAUUUCARUGUGAAAACCGUUUAACAGGAUGAUUUAGAUAACAUUGUUGACUACUUAAGCGUAGAACAAAAUACUCAAUGACAGAGCAAGGCAUAUAAAUUUAUUAUGUUUACAAAAACAGACACAAUAACAUGAAUUUUUAGUCUGUUGUUUCGUCAAUCCCAUAGUGCACCUCGCCGAACGUCACGUGAUGUCGUAGGGGRAAAGGCCAUUAACUCAGUUGUUAUAGUGACAUGCAAUGCCUUGAUUUUCAAGACAAUGAAUGAUAGAUAAAGAUACUGAACAUCUAAAAUUACAUAGCAAUGAMACAUCAUUCGAACUAUUUAAGUUUUUGUAUAUGUCGGGUACAAGUAGUCUUACCAACGUUCUGCCGUCGAGAAGACAUCAAAACAACAACAAAGUCAUCGGCAUAAAACUGUUCAAGGAUUUUCAAACUCACGAGAAAUAGCAAAUUAAAGRUUAUCUUCAUUGUAAUGAAAGUUUUCCUGGAAAAAAGUGAAAGAGGGACAUAUGCAAAUGACUUUGUUGUUGUUUUCAUGUCUUCGCAACUGAGCGGGGAUAAUGGCAUUCUACUUUCUAGAAUAAGAAAGUUAAUAUCGAGACAURGUAAAAAUAUAUUGAUUUUUCAUUUAACGAAAUGUUACAAUCAACGAAACUUGUUAUCAGCUAAAAUUGUUAUCAGACAAUUAUUAUAUCGAAAAAUGUCAGCAUGCAUUUUAGCAAUCUUGACUUUUAUUUUCAAGCCAAAUUUUGCAAUGCUCACAUUGAUGUAUUUAUCAGAUAAGUUUUUUGCAAAGAAAAAAAAAUUGUGCGAAUAUUCUUGAAUAAUGCUUCAGGAUUUGAAAUAGCAUUACGCAUUGCAUUGUGGUCUAGAUUCAGUGCAAACAUCUUUUGUUCAUGUGGCCAAAUAUGGUGUUGUUUGUACGGUAGCUAGACCACAAUGCACCGUGAUUUUGURUUUCAGAAAUGGCAUUUGAACACUCGUCGCAUCUUGUGAAAUUUUCCAUUUUAUUUUUCACGAGGAAAGGCCUAUGAUCAUUUUCAAGUGGAGACUCUUCAACUGAAAAUAAAAUAAUAUAAUACACAUAUCAAUUUCAUACCGCUUAUUUAGAAGGUAUACUAGUAUUAUUGUAAUUCAAUGAAUUAGUUAAGGCCCGUUUACACUUGCGAUUUUUGCAGCGCGAUUCUCGCGGCGAUCGUCGCGCAACAAUCGCCUGCAAGUUUCGAACAUGCUUGAAAUUGGCUGGAAGUCCGCGGCGAUUUUCCAUCGUCGCAACAAUCGCAGGGCUGUUUACACGUACGAUUUUMGUUGCGCGAAUAGCAAAGUGGCGAUUAUCGCGCUGCAAAAAAUCCCAAGUGUAAACGGGCCUAAUCGCAAGUGUAAACGGGCCUUUUGAAAUAUCGCGCAGAGACUCGCAGUUUGUCUCCAUUUAUCAUGUUAAUUGGCUUCUAUCCAUACGAAGAAAUCUGCGAUAAAAACGCUCUUGCAAGUAAGCAUAUUUUUCAGCCUGUGAAAGGUCAACAACGUCGAAUUUAGCUUGUGCCUAAUGCAGAGCAAAUGACUAGUCUUUUCUUUCUUCACUAUCACAUUUUCCAUAAUUUUUAAUUAUUGCCCUUGUAAACCUCACCGUAAUUAUCGAUGAAAUGACAUAUGAGAAUAUUUCAUUAUUGCCAGGGGAAAACAUAUAAUUAUGUGAAUAAUAUUUAUUAAAACGUGUUAUUGUUCA
Exaiptasia diaphana is the source of this 4093-nucleotide messenger RNA. RefSeq names its product methylenetetrahydrofolate reductase. The record is from RefSeq and is a predicted model, not a curated record. Gene Ontology annotation, molecular function: FAD binding; methylenetetrahydrofolate reductase [NAD(P)H] activity. The transcript has 8 exons. Gene Ontology annotation, biological process: tetrahydrofolate interconversion. Lineage: Eukaryota; Metazoa; Cnidaria; Anthozoa; Actiniaria; Aiptasiidae. Gene Ontology annotation, cellular component: cytosol. Bases 142 to 2112 code for a protein of 656 amino acids.